Molecule: messenger RNA, 726 nt
Organism: Penaeus monodon (black tiger shrimp)
Lineage: Eukaryota; Metazoa; Arthropoda; Malacostraca; Decapoda; Penaeidae
Product: piggyBac transposable element-derived protein 4-like
Exons: 2
Coding region: 1-726 (241 amino acids)
Source: RefSeq, a predicted model, not a curated record
AUGCUCCGGGAACUCCCUCUUUUUGUUGGUCGAAGAGGGAGAAUUGUCAGGCGUCACUGCUUUGAGGGGACACCGGGUGUGAAAGCACCCCUUGAAGAAUCGUCGAGCCCGUUAGAUGUAUUCACCAGUGUUUUCCCAGAGGAGUUGUUCCAAACCAUUGUGGACGAGACGAAUCGGGGUGGGAGGACAACGGUGCGGGAAGUCCGCUCCUAUGUCGGCUUACGAUUCCUGAUGGGCCUUCAGUCGAAGAGGGACCAGAGGGAAUGGUGGUCGACGGACCCGUUGAUGUCGUCAUCGGUGUUCGUCAAGACGAUGACCAGGGACCGCUACGAAGCCCUGACCUCCGCGCUCCACUUCGCUGACAACGAAGGGGAGCAUCCCGCGGAGGACAGGCUUUGGAAGCUGUGCCCUGUGUUAGACGUCUUGGAAUCUAUGUAUCGAUCCGUCUUCGUCCCGAACAAGAACGUGACCGUCGACGAGAGCUUGUGGGCCUUCAAGGGGCGUCACCACGCCCUCCAGUACAAUCCGAGCAAGGGGGCUCGAAGAGGGCUGAAGGUCUACAAGGUUUGCUCGGCCGGCGGUCCAGAGGCAGGGUAUAUGGCGGCCUUCAAGAUCUACAUGGGGCAAGACCGCGGCGUAUUUCCAUCCAGCAUGAAGGCCGUCACCGACCUGCUGGAGAAGGCAGAUCUACUCGACAAGGGGUACCAGUUACACACCGACAACUAG